UCACAGUCUUUGGUCCCAUAUUUACUGUCUUGGCACGGGAUGCGAAGUGCGAUGGAACGCUCACUUCGACCUAUAUAGAGCCGUGCAUGCGGGUCUUCUCCAACCCACCACAGCAAAGUCAAAUCCUCUCGCUUCUCGGCUCGGAAUCGCAACAGCCCCCUUGAACGGAAGCGCAUCUUGACGAGACAUCUCUGCCACGCAUAGCGACAAGGAACGAAGCCCCGAAUCCCGUACCCAGCGCACUCUGCCAAACUUCAAGACUCCCAAUGUCUACCGACAACUCCAACAAGGCCGAAACCGCCGUCGCAUACGCAGCCUUGAUCCUAGCCGACGAGGGCAUCGAAAUUAACCCGGAGAAACUCCAAGCUCUUCUGAAAGCCGCCAACAUCGAGGACGUCGAACCGAUCUGGACCACGCUCUUCGCCAAAGCGCUCCAGGGUAAGGACGUCAAGGACAUCCUUACCACCGUCUCGACCUCCACGCCGGAGGUCGGACAGCAACAGCCUCCGGUGGAGAAUGGAGAAAAGGAUGAGAAGCCCGAGGAGGACGGACCGAAGGAAGGUGAUGACGGAGACGGCGACAGCGAUAUGGAGGGUGGAAUGUUCGAUCUCUUCGGUUAAGAUCGGGUAUGAAGUGAUGGAAAGGAGGAGUGUGGGAGUUUUGAGAUCUUAAGAUAGUUUGACUAUGCAAGAAGAUCUUUCUCCCAUGUUGAGUGCUCGAGAUGUGAUGCGGAGUGCCCAUACAGAUGCGUCGUCAUGAACGGAACGGGAAUAUUAAAUCGCCAGCUCUCCAGCUCCGCAGACUCAUUCAUACGGAUCGGUGGUCCCCCUUCGCAGUCUUCUUCUCCUCCCGAAUUGGCGCCUCCUGUUCUCUCCUUCCAUUGAUGACGUACCAGGACGCGAAGGCGGCGAAAAAGCCGACGUUCGCACGAUAGGUGUAUUUUAACAGGGUAUUAAUCUUAGCCUUCGAUAUAGGGUCCAUGACGAAGCAACUUUCAGAUAAUGAGGAUGAUGGAGACUCUGUUAGUCGUGUGUAGA
This is a messenger RNA of Trematosphaeria pertusa, 1037 nucleotides long. RefSeq lists its product as uncharacterized. Gene Ontology annotation, biological process: cytoplasmic translation. NCBI's taxonomy places the organism in Eukaryota, Fungi, Ascomycota, Dothideomycetes, Pleosporales, Trematosphaeriaceae. Gene Ontology annotation, molecular function: protein kinase activator activity; ribonucleoprotein complex binding; structural constituent of ribosome. Bases 267 to 620 code for a protein of 117 amino acids. The record is from RefSeq and is a predicted model, not a curated record. Gene Ontology annotation, cellular component: cytosolic large ribosomal subunit. The transcript has a single exon.